This is a messenger RNA of Misgurnus anguillicaudatus (oriental weatherfish), 1765 nucleotides long. Lineage: Eukaryota; Metazoa; Chordata; Actinopteri; Cypriniformes; Cobitidae. The record is from RefSeq and is a predicted model, not a curated record.
AUAAAAACUCUCUUUGUGAGUCCAUCUGAGCAUUUCUACAGUGAGCACCGGGACUUUAUUAGUCUGCUGCAAACAUGAGUCAAACAGAACCUGAAAACGCAAUGAAGUCCAGAAUGGAGCGGGCAAAACAGAUGAAGGAUGAAGAUAAACUUUACAAGAAAGAUGGAAUUCUGUACUCCACAAUCCUGAGUCCACCAGAAACCCUGGAGAAGUUAAAAGACCUGGAAGCCAGAGAAGAUGACAUUAUUCUGGUGGCAUAUCCUAAAUGUGGGUUCAACUGGAUGGUGGGAGUCUUGCGCAAAAUCGUGAAUGCCUCCACUGGUAAAAAUGAGGCACCGCCCGACAGACCACCACUGGUCGAGUUUCUACCUCCAGAUGUUCAACAGAAACUAUCAGAAAUGCCUCCACGAAGACUUCUGGGAACUCAUCUGCAUCCAGACGACAUCCCUGCCUCUUUCUUUACCAAAAAACCAAAGAUUCUGGUGGUGUUCAGAAACCCAAAAGACACGCUGGUCUCCUUCUUUCAUUUCAUGAACAAAAACCCGGUGCUGCCCAGCGCUGAGCCAUGGGAUAAGUUUUUCUCAGAGUUCAUGUCUGGUGAAGUUCCAUGGGGAUCGUAUUUUGAUCACGCUCUUGCCUGGGAAAAACGAAUAGACGAUCCAAACGUGAUGAUUGUGACGUACGAGGAACUCAAACAGAAUUUACCCACGGAAGUGAAGAAGAUCUCCGAGUUCUUCAGUUUUCCACUGACCCAGGAACAGGUCAACAGUAUCGCUGAGCAAAGCACCUUCAAUGCAAUGCUGGAAAACUCAAACAAGUCUCACAGCAACAUGGGCUCCAUCUUCUUCAGAAAGGGUGAGGUUGGUGACUGGAAGAAUCAUUUCUCCGAGGCUCAGAGUAAAGAGAUGGAUGAGGUCUUCCGAUCUAAACUAGCUGGAACUAAACUAGGAGCUCAAAUGAAGUACGACCUCUACUGCCAAUAAAUGUGAAGAUGCAACGCGUCCUUUACAAAUAAUGACAAAGUCUUCUCAUAAACAGUAUCACAGGGAUUAUUACAGUAUACUGUCACUUAUACAGGCAGCUGAUCAUUCAUGUAUUUCAUCAUGUUGCUGUUGUGUUUACAAUUUCUUUUUUAACUCACUUUGCCAUUAAACCUCACAAUAUGAAUGUGUUAAUAUUUACUAAAAAAUAAGAAUAAUACUUCAUUCUUCUGAAAAAAAUAUCUAAAACUAGAUAUUGAUAAAACAACUGCAUUUCUCUUUAUAAUGAAUAUAUAUUUGCUUUUUCUGCCAUUUUAUUUUAGACAAUGUAAUGCUUCUCAGUUAAUGGAUCACAGGUCUAUUCUGAUAAGGUCAUGAAAACAAACUAACUAAAUAUAUGAAGAUCUCAGAUGCAAAAGCUGCUAAACACCACCUCUGUCAAAAAUUAAAUAAUGAUGUUAACUGAUGCUUUAAGCACACAUUAUACUUUCAUUAAAUACUUUCACUUCAAAUACACUUCAUCACGGCCUCAGGUCAUUCAGAAAUAAUCCAUGAAGAUUUUGAAUUAAAAGUUAAUUUACUCAGAGGGUUUUGUAUCUGAACUCUUCAUAUAAUUGUGAAUUUAGUUAAAAAAUAGCCUAAAUAACCUUUAAACGUACUGUAGGAAAAUCUCUUCCCAUAUCAUUUAUUGCAUACUGAGUUUAUUUACUGCCAAAUUACAAACUAAUAACAUAUAUUUUAUGCAGUAAACAAAGACAUCUUCUGUAAAUAAAUGAAGUAUCUCA